Molecule: messenger RNA, 2487 nt
Organism: Hippocampus zosterae (dwarf seahorse)
Lineage: Eukaryota; Metazoa; Chordata; Actinopteri; Syngnathiformes; Syngnathidae
Gene: ubap1
Product: ubiquitin associated protein 1
Exons: 7
Coding region: 314-1696 (460 amino acids)
Biological process (GO): ubiquitin-dependent protein catabolic process via the multivesicular body sorting pathway
Cellular component (GO): ESCRT I complex
Molecular function (GO): ubiquitin binding
Source: RefSeq, a predicted model, not a curated record
CACUGACCAGGUGAAGGUGGAACUACGAGAAAAAAAAUCGAAGAGCCCAUGAAGGAGAAGAAGACAAUGAAGAAGAAGAAAAAAAAGUAUUGGCGAAGAAGAAAUACCUGACGUCAGGCGAGUGAGUGACGUCAGACAGGAACCAGCGGAAGUGAAGGGAGCCGGACAAAUCAAGAUGGCGUCCCUGGGCAGAAGAGGAAAGAUAUUUCAUAUUAAAUAAAAUAUUUCGAUCAUAAUUCUAAUUUAGACUGUACACUUCUAAAAAUAAAGUCAUAUUUGUAAGAGCGAGACAAGCCAGAUACAGAGUAUCUAAAUGGCUACAAGGAGGUCUUUAUCGGAUGCACAAAACAAUGGACCCAUCAGCUACCUUGAUGAUGUUCCCUUCAAGGUUAAUGAAAAGUUUCGCUGUCCUGCCAAGGUGGGGCUACCUGUCGGCUUUUGUCUGCCGGAUUGCACCUCUCUGUUGGUGGACUCGCAGUACGACUUUUCUCUGGAGAAAUUAAGUGUCCGCUGGGGCGCGGAGCUGGCCGAGGCACGAGCAGCAGAGGCGCGAGCAAAAGAGGCCGCGGCGAAAGAGGAAGCGGAAAAUCGCGAAAGCGUGUCUCAGUCUGAGGACGUGAAUGGGGCUGGAGGGAAGAAAGCCCCAUCUGCUGUUGAAGACCACGACCCUCCGCCACCAGCAAUGAACCCUAUUCUGGCAGGAAUGAGCCAUGACGCCAUACUCACUCCUCUGCCUGCUCCAAGUCUUGGUCCGAGGAAAAUCCAGCCCAGCAUUCCUCAGGCACACGGCCUCAACCUUGCGGACUUUGAGCGGGAAGAGGACCCCUUUGACAAGCUGGAGCUUAAAACAUUGGAUGAUAAAGAGGAGCUUCGGAACAUUCUCCAGAGCCAGCCUCAACCCGCUUCGUCUGUAUCCCCUCCGGUUGGAUCCCAGCAAGGGCCAGCUUCGUGUCGAAACACCCCAUCGCCUCCCACCAACACCAGCCUUCCCGCGAAACCGGGUUUUGCCCAUAAACCAAAUGGCUUGGUUGCCUUGAUGGAUAUGGACGGAGUUGGGCAACAUUCGAAAUCGGCUGUCGAAGCGGAGGAUCGACCCUGCAACAUCCGCUCUCUGAGCUUUCCCAAGCUGUCGGAUUCUGGGGAUCCCGAGCCGGUUCGGUACAGCGCCCGCAACGCGCCCACGCCUUGUCCCCGACGGAACCUACCCAAUGGCAGCCCCCCGAUCAAACCCAAAUCCCAAGUUAUCGUCGCUCCAGAGCACCUCAGCGUUUCUAAGGGCGGUGGACCAAAACAGGUAAACUCGGGGUCAGGUUCGGCUGGCUUGCCAUGCGGAGGAGCCUUGCUAAGCAUGACCCCUGGUGAGCGCCAGUGUGUGGAAACCCUUGUGGGCAUGGGUUAUUCCUAUGAGGGCGUUCUUCGGGCCAUGCAGCGACAAGGGCAGAAUGUGGAGCAGGUGCUGGAUUAUCUCUUCGUCCAUGGACGUCUGUGUGAGCGGGGCUUUGAUGUAGGCGCGGUGGAGGAAUGCUUAGAGCUGUACCAGUGCUCAGAAGCAAAGGCGCUGCAAUUCCUUGAGCUGAUGUCAAGAUUUGGUGAGAUGGGAUUCGAGCGGGAGGCCAUCAAAGAGGUGCUGCUGGUCCACAACAAUGAUCAAGACAAGGCGCUCGAGGACUUGAUGGCUCGGGCGACUGCGAGCUGAGCCGAGCCAAUGAAGCAACCGCCGCGGGGCCUGCUACCUAUUAACCGCCUCACACAGCCCCUUUUUUUUUUCUGCCCCUCUAAAAAUCACACCAUGUCCUGCAACAUAUGUGCUUGCCUUGGCUGUGGAGGAGAGAACUGGGAGAGUACUUGUUUCUCUCUGUGCGCCACCAUAUUGUCUCUCAAGCACUUUAAGACUGGGUGCCAAGAGUAUUAAUACUUCACAGCGGUGUUUCUUUCUAAUCAACGCUGAGGUUAGGUUCCAGGAACUGCUACUGCGACGGUAUUGAAGACUGGAGAUGAGGACCGAGGAGAAUUGGGCUUUUGGCUUUGACGCCAUUUAUAUUUGCUUCCACUUGGAAGUGUUGAUCUGACUGCAGGUCAGAAUCGGGAGGAGGUAUAAAACCCUUGAAAACCGCUUCACAGUCAAGCUACCAUCUUCCACUGCUCUGCAGAUAUCGUAAGUGUGGUGGGAAGGAAUAAUCGGCGUUUCUUGAAAUUGAAACAGACGUCCAAAGGCAACGGAUGAACGUCACACCAGACAGAGGAAGAAGUGAUUCAAGAAGUGCCCGUUCCGCUUCACUGUACCUUCUCCUGUCAUUUGUUUCUCUCUGUUCAUUUUCAUUGUUUCACAUCAUUUGAUUUUGUAUUCACAUAAUUGAACAUUCAUCAUUGCAACCCAGAAAACAAGUGGGUACUACGAGUCCGGUUUGCUCUUUUACCUGCACUGGAACAACCUGUAGCACGAAGCGGCAAGAGAGGUAGGCUCUCUCCUCUUGAUGAAACAGUACA